Sinocyclocheilus rhinocerous is the source of this 900-nucleotide messenger RNA. Its product is annotated as transmembrane channel-like protein 2. Gene Ontology annotation, molecular function: mechanosensitive monoatomic ion channel activity. The record is from RefSeq and is a predicted model, not a curated record. Gene Ontology annotation, cellular component: plasma membrane. Lineage: Eukaryota; Metazoa; Chordata; Actinopteri; Cypriniformes; Cyprinidae. Gene Ontology annotation, biological process: vestibular reflex; detection of mechanical stimulus involved in sensory perception of sound.
AUGACUGCUGUGCAGUGGCACAAUAACUGUGAGGCUCAGCAGUUUGUGGAUAAAAAAGGUGCUUUGGGCAAAGGGAAAGGCAGGAAACUGUAUGCCUACAGCAUGAUGAUGAAGAAAUGGAUAAAGUUUCAAAGAGAUUUUGCAAAUUUUAGGACAGCUUGCAUUCCAUGGGAGUGGAAAAUAAAGGAAGUUGAGAGUCACUUUGGCUCCUCAGUUGCUUCAUACUUUAUUUUCCUCCGCUGGAUGUACGGCAUGAACUUGGUCCUCUUCAGCUUGACCUUUGGCCUGGUUGUGAUACCAGAGGUCAGUGUAUACCUAUACGGGCUUCCAUAUGGAUCCAUUCCUCGGAAAACUGUGCAGAGAGAAGAGCAAGACACUGCUAUGGACUAUUCUGUUCUCAUGUAUUUCAAGGGUUACUGCAAGUACUCGGUACUUUUCUAUGGCUACUAUAAUAACCAGUGAACCAUUGGCUUCCUGAAGUUUCGUCUCCCUCUGUCUUACCUCCUGGUGGGCAUUGGGACCUUCGGGUAUAGCCUCAUGGUUGUGAUCAGAACGAUGGCUAAAAACGCAGGUGUGGGGGGAGGGGAUGGAGAAGACAAUGAGUUCACCUUUGCCUGGAAGAUGUUCACUAGCUGGGAUUAUCUUAUUGGAAAAGCUGAGACAGCCGACAAUAAAUACGCCUCCAUCACCACCAGCUUUAAAGAGUCCAUUGUAGAUGAGCAGGAUAACAUUCAUCUAUGGAGAUUCCUACGUGUUCUAGCCAACUUUCUCAUCACCUGUACCCUGGGAGGAAGUGGCUAUCUCAUUUCUGGAGGAGGUUGUCCCUCUCAGCCAAAUGGUGAGUUUGACAUAAGCGGCAACGUGCUUGGUUUGGUGUUUAACCAAGGAAUGAUCUGGUAG